AUGACAAUGCUACACUAUCUCAUUGUUUAUAUCGGGCUCAUGCAGCUCCAGCUUGCUGGUGCCCAGUCUGGUACCGCUACCAGUGAGACAAGUUCAUCAAUGGGCACCUCGACCCCGUCAGCUGUACAAACAGUUGAUGUUGGAGAACAUGGCUUUAGUUUCGACCCUGAUACUCUUCAAGUAGCUCCCGGUGGCAAAGUCGAGUUCCAUUUCUAUCCUGGUAAUCAUUCUGUGGCACAGGCCUCUUUUGACAGGCCCUGCCACCCCAUGAGCGAUAGCAGUUUUUUCUCUGGAUUCAUAGCCCCAACGUCUGGGGAAUCGGACACUGUCUUCACGGUCACUGUGAAUGACACGACUCCCAUUUGGUACUACUGUGGCCAGAUUGGUCAUUGUCAGGCGGGUAUGGUUGGCGUGAUAAACCCACCGUCAGUCGCCCAUGGGCAAUUGCAAGCUGUGUGA
Molecule: messenger RNA, 459 nt
Organism: Aspergillus terreus NIH2624
Lineage: Eukaryota; Fungi; Ascomycota; Eurotiomycetes; Eurotiales; Aspergillaceae
Product: cupredoxin domain-containing protein
Exons: 2
Coding region: 1-459 (152 amino acids)
Source: RefSeq, a predicted model, not a curated record